This is a messenger RNA of Rangifer tarandus platyrhynchus (Svalbard reindeer), 798 nucleotides long. Lineage: Eukaryota; Metazoa; Chordata; Mammalia; Artiodactyla; Cervidae. The record is from the annotation of a GenBank genome assembly.
AUGCUGUGGCUGCUGGUCAUGACCCUCCCCUGCCUGGGGCGCUCUGUGCCUGUGACCCCGGCCCCAGGCCAGGCCCUGCAGCGCGCGGGCAUCGUCGGGGGCCAGGAUGCCCCUGGGAGCAGGUGGCCCUGGCAGGUGAGCCUGAGAGUCAGCCGCGGGUACUGGAGGCACCUCUGCGGGGGCUCCUUGAUCCACCCCCAGUGGGUGCUGACCGCGGCCCACUGCGUCGGACCGGAAGUCCGCAACCCCUCAUACCUCAGAGUGCAGCUGCGGGAGCAGCACCUGUAUUACCAGGACCAGCUGCUCUCCAUCAGCAGGGUCAUCCCCCACCCCAGCUACUACACAAGCGAGAACGGGGCGGACAUCGCCCUGCUGGAGCUGGACGAGCCCGUGAGCAUCUCCUGCCACGUCCAGCCGGUCACGCUGCCCCCUGCGUCGGAGACCUUCCCCCCGGGGACGCAGUGCUGGGUGACGGGCUGGGGUGAUGUGGACAAUGGAAGGCGCCUGCCGCCCCCGUUCCCCCUGAAGCAGGUGAAGGUGCCCGUCGUGGAGAACAGUGUCUGUGACAGGAAGUAUCACUCUGGCCUGUACACGGGGGACAAUGUGCCCAUCGUGCGGGAGGACAUGCUGUGUGCCGGGGACAGCAGGAGGAACCCAUGCCAGGGCGACUCCGGAGGGCCCCUGGUCUGCAAGGUGAAUGGCACCUGGCUGCAGGCGGGCGUGGUCAGCUGGGGCGACGGCUGCGCGAAGCCCAAGCGGCCGGGCAUCUACACCCGCGUCACCUCCUACCUGGACUGA